AUGACAUACCGAGUCGGACUCCCGAGGUCUCCAACUUCAUCCGCUUGUGUUCGAACGGCGUUUCUGCUUCUUCACGAUCAUACUCUCCACUCACAAUGGCUUCAUUCGCGCGCUCAUCUCUGCUGCGACAGACUCUCGCCCCCCGGGCGCCCUUCCCUCCAGAAGAAUGUCGGCGUCUCGCAGGUCGUUGCUUUCCAUGCCUCCGCUAAGAAGCAGAUCCUGCCCCCGUUGCCUCAGUCUGUCCAGGGAACCAUGAACGACCCUGCUCCCAUUCCCGAAACCCACCCCUCCGAGGGCAGCUACCACUGGUCUUUUGAGAGACUGGUCUGCGUCGGUCUGGUUCCUCUCACCUUCGCCCCCUUCGCCGCUGGCUCCCUCAACCCCGUCAUGGACGCCAUCCUGUGCUCUCUGCUUGUCGCCCACUCGCACAUCGGAUUCCAGGCCGCCAUUGUCGACUACUUCCCCCCUUCCCGUGUGCCUAAGUUCCGCGCCACCUGCAACUGGCUCCUGCGCGCAUUCACCCUCACCACCGCUGUUGGUCUGUACGAGUUCGAGACGAACGAUGUUGGUGUGACCGAGGCUCUGCGUCGUAUCUGGACGGCAUAG
Molecule: messenger RNA, 606 nt
Organism: Penicillium mononematosum
Lineage: Eukaryota; Fungi; Ascomycota; Eurotiomycetes; Eurotiales; Aspergillaceae
Product: CybS family protein
Exons: 5
Coding region: 1-606 (201 amino acids)
Biological process (GO): mitochondrial electron transport, succinate to ubiquinone; tricarboxylic acid cycle
Cellular component (GO): membrane; mitochondrial envelope
Molecular function (GO): ubiquinone binding; heme binding
Source: RefSeq, a predicted model, not a curated record